Molecule: messenger RNA, 1248 nt
Organism: Cricetulus griseus (Chinese hamster)
Lineage: Eukaryota; Metazoa; Chordata; Mammalia; Rodentia; Cricetidae
Source: RefSeq, a predicted model, not a curated record
AUGGGGGGCGAUGCGGGAGCAGAUGGUCCCCGGGGCCGCAUCAAGAGCCUGGGGCUAGUGUUCGAAGAUGAGAGCAAGGGUUGCUACUCCAGCGGCGAGACAGUGGCUGGGCAUGUGCUGCUGGAGGCUGCAGAGCCAGUGGCCCUGUGCGGGUUGCGUCUAGAGGCCCAGGGCCGUGCCACCUCUGCCUGGGGCUCGAGUACUGGCGCCCGGGUCUGCAUUGGUGGCACCGCUCCAGCAGCUUCCUCGGAGGUGGAAUACUUGAACCUGAGCUUGAACCUACUGGAGGCCCCAGCUGGUGAAGGCAUCACUUUAUUACAACCUGGAAAACACGAAUUUCCUUUUCGCUUUCGACUUCCAUCUGAACCAUUGGCGACAUCAUUUACUGGGAAGUAUGGCAGUAUUCAGUACUGUGUGAGGGCUGUUUUGGAACGACCCCAAGUACCAGAUCAGAGUGUAAGGAGAGAGCUCCAGGUUGUCAGUCACGUGGAUGUCAACACACCACCCUUAUUGACUCCUAUGCUGAAAACGCAGGAAAAAAUGGUUGGCUGCUGGCUUUUCACAUCUGGUCCCGUGUCACUGAGUGUCAAAAUCGAAAGAAAGGGCUACUGCAACGGAGAAGCUAUUCCCAUCUAUGCAGAAAUAGAGAAUUGUUCAUCUCGCCUGGUUGUCCCUAAGGCGGCCAUAUACCAAACCCAGACAUAUUUGGCUAGUGGAAAGACGAAGACAGUCCGGCACAUGGUUGCCAAUGUUCGAGGAAACCACAUUGGUUCUGGAAGUACAGACACAUGGAACGGGAAAAUGUUAAAAAUCCCACCUGUUACUCCAUCCAUCCUGGAUUGCUGCAUUAUCAGAGUGGACUAUUCCUUAGCUGUAUACAUUCACAUUCCUGGUGCUAAAAAACUGAUGCUGGAGCUGCCUCUAGUUAUUGGUACGAUUCCAUACAGUGGCUUUGGCAGAAGAAACAGCAGUGUCGCAAGCCAGUUCAGUAUGGACAUGAGCUGGUUGGCACUAGCCCUGCCGGAGCAGCCUGAAGCACCACCAAAUUACGCAGAUGUGGUAUCCGAGGAAGAAUUCUCCCGACACACUCCUCCAUACCCACAGCCCCCUGACUGUGAGGGAGAAGCCUGCUACUCCAUGUUUGCCUGCAUACAAGAAUUCCGGUUUCAGCCUCCACCUCUUUAUUCAGAGGUUGAUCCACAUCCUGGUGAUGCCGAAGAGGCCCAGCCUGUUUCCUUCAUGCUUUGA